Molecule: messenger RNA, 3377 nt
Organism: Podarcis muralis (Common wall lizard)
Lineage: Eukaryota; Metazoa; Chordata; Lepidosauria; Squamata; Lacertidae
Source: RefSeq, a predicted model, not a curated record
GUGCUUAAAAAAAAUAAAUGUUAAAAGAUAGUUGCAUGCCUGACGCCAGACGUGUACAGGGAUAUAAAUCGCCGGGUUCUGGGAAGGAUCGCUCUGUGAGGGGGUCGCUCUGUGUCCCCAGGAUGCUUUGGGGGAGGAAGCCAUGUUGCUUUACAUGUAUGGUACACAGAGCCUCAGUCGCUGAACCUAACCUACCUCAAGGGCAGGCUGUGUGCGUGCGAGAACCAUGCAUGCCAACUUGAAGUGCUUGGGAGGAUAAAUAACUAACUAGAGGGGAGCAAGGGAGAAACACCAUAUAGUGAUUAAAUAACAACAACACAUGGAGAUUGUGAAUACAUGUAGACACCGAUUUCUUUCCAUACAUCUGCAUCUGAAAUGUGGUGGCAGCCCAUGAAGUCCUACUCAGGGCAGACCUGCUGGAAUCAAUGGGUUUAAGUUAGUUGUGGGCAUUGAUUUCAACGGGGCUACUCUGAGUAGGACUUACUUGGACACAACCAAAGGCCUGUGGAGUCCAGCAUCCUGUUCUCACAGCAGCCAGCUAGGAAACCCAAGUGCCUUCCCUCACUGUUACUCAUAAGGAUGUACCGUAAUAAGAGCCUGGCAGCUGGAUCAGGCCAAAGGCCCAUCUAGCCCAGCAUCCUGUUCCCACAGUGGCCAAACAGAUGCCACAGUGCCAAGCCUGCAAGCAGGGCCUGAGCGCAACAUCAGCCCUCCUCUCCUGUGAUUCCCAGCAACUGGGAAUUCAGAGACACAUACUGCCUCUUGACAGUGGAAGGAGAACAUACCCAUCAGUAGCCAUUGAUAGUUUUAUUGUUCUUCAUGAAUUUGCCUAAUCCUCUUUUAAGUGGAUGGCCAUCAUUAUCACAUGGGAAGGGAUUCCAUAUUUUAACUAGACAUCAACCUAAGCCUGCAAUCAGCUCCCACCUGCCUGCCCUCUUUACUUACAACCAAGCAGGGGGUGGGCCUGCUCAUCAUAGGCUCUGGCGCCACCUGCUGUUGAACUCCCAGUCUUCCACCCUACCAGUCCUAGUGGGCUACAACCUGGUCACCACUGGUCCAUUGAGUUCAGCACUCUCUAAACUGACUGGCAGCAUCUCUCUCCCAUGUUUCAGACUGGGGUCUUUUAUGGCCCUGCCUGGGGACUGAACCUGGGACCUUCUUCAUGCAAGGCAGAUGCUCUACCCUUGAGCUGCCGCCCUUCCUGUUUUGUAUGGGUGCAAAUGAGCGAUAUCUGGAGUAGUGAAUUAUCCUCCGCCGCCUUUACCCCCCGCCAUUUGCCCCCCCGAUCAUCAUGGCUCUAUGCCCGUAGUCUGCUACCCGUCCAAGGAGUCUAUCUUGAGCCCACGGCCGCAGGAGCGCAGCACUGUGAUGCGCCGGACCACCGUUUUGGCCCUCUUCUCCGUGGUCCUCAUUUACCUGGUCACAGGUGCCUUCGUCUUUCGCCAACUGGAGCAGCCCUAUGAGAUCCACCAGCAGAGGAAGAUCCAAGCCUACCUGGAGCAGUUCUUAAAGCUACACCAAUGUGUAGCCGCUGAGGACCUCGAGGACCUCAUCCAGCAAGUGGGCGAUGCCAUGGGCGUCGGAGUGGAGCCUGCCAUCAACAGCACAAACGCCAACAGCUCGCACUGGGAUAUGGGCAGCGCUUUCUUCUUCGCUGGGACCGUGAUCACCACCAUCGGGUUUGGGAACAUCUCCCCCAAGACUGACCCUGGCCGGCUUUUCUGUAUCUUCUAUGCCCUCGUGGGGAUUCCUCUCUUUGGCAUGCUGCUGGCAGGAGUCGGGGACCAUUUGGGAUCGUCUCUCCGGAAAGCCAUUGGCAAAGUGGAGGACAUUUUCUUGAAGUGGCAGGUCAGUGCUACCAUUGUGAGGGUCCUCUCGGCCUUGCUCUUCAUCCUCAUUGGCUGCCUCCUCUUCGUCUCCCUGCCAACCAUCAUCUUCCAGAGGGUGGAAGGAUGGACCCUUUUAGAGAGCGUCUACUUUGUGGUUGUCACACUGACCACCAUUGGAUUUGGCGACUAUGUGGCAGGUGAUACGAAAAGCGAAGAAUACCUGUGGUACCAGCCAUUGGUGGUGGUCUGGAUUCUGCUGGGCUUGGCCUACUUUGCCUCCAUCCUGACUAUGAUUGGCAACUGGUUGAGGGUGUUGUCCCGGCGCACGAGGGCUGAGAUGGGAGACUUGACUGCGCACGCUGCCUCCUGGACGGGCAACGUGGCCUCCCAGCUCCGUGUCCCAAACAUGGCGUUUCCAGACAAGCUGCACAGAGUGGGCACCUUGAAAGGGAAGCCGCUGUCGCCUUCGGCCAUGUUGCAGCAGGGGGACAGCCAAGAGGUAUUGCCGCCACUGCUACUGCCGCAGCAGCAAUUGCCACCACAGCAGCAAUUGCCACCGCAGCAGCAAUUGCCACCGCAGCAGCAACUGCCACCACAGCAGCAAUUGCCACCCCAGCUGCCGCCUUUACCACCCCCGCUGCUGCCACCGCCACCACCAUCCCCGCGCCCAUCUCCAGGUACUGCACAGCGUGUGGCCCAGCUGCGGCCUAUAGACUACGCGGGUGAAAACCUGGCCUUCAUUGACGAGAGUUCAGAUGCGCUGAGCGAUGGAGGGCCGCCUUCUGCCAGGUUGCCCCGCCGCAUGCGCCCUCGGGCACGGCACCGUGCCAACACGGGCCAGCCGCCAGGAUUGCCCAUGGUCCUGCUGAGCCUGACCCAGGACAAAGGUGAACCUGUCUAAGGCUAGGGCUAGGCCAAAGCCUGACUUGGAGCAAGUUUCCGACCUAUUGGUGCAGUUCUCUUUGUUCCUCUCCUCCUGUGCCCAGCAGAGUGAAACCCAAAGCGUCUCGGCUUUUGUUUCCGUGAGGUGCUAAGUGCCCGCCUUUUUGUGUGCCCUGGCACAAACCCUCUGCACUGCGGUAUCCCAUUCUAUGCUGCCAGCUGGGCUCUGUCCCUGUUUCCAUAGACACUAGGAUUGCCACCUUCUUUGCUGUGCCAACACAGUCUCUUGCUUCCAGUGGGACAAAACCUGGCAUCACCGCUCUCCUCUCCGCAUGGUGCUCCCCUACUCAGCCUUCCUCCGGGCAGCAGGAUUAUACUCCUGUUCCCCGAGCAUCACUGGAAGCCUCAUCUCAACCUGUGUGCCUGUUAUGGUUGUCCUCCUUUAAUCUUCCAGAACUGCACCUUGUGAGUGGGUGGACAGGUCAGGAUCACUCCCAUCCACUCUGGCUCCAAGCACCAGGUCUACUUCCUGUUGCAUGCUCUCCUGAUCAUCCCUGUCCCCAAGCACACACGCACAAAACUCCUCCUGCCUCGUGAGUCAGAUUAGGCGAAUAGCCACACAAAGUGUGAAUGAGUUUCAUAGCUGUUAGAAUAGAAUCAUAGAAU